GUUUUGAUGGUUCCCAUCGUCAUUUGCGAAGCAAAGGAUGGACAUUGAGGGUAACGGAGUGACUGCAAAAAUCUGUUUGGAUGCCGAGAAAAUAAAGAUAUCCUGGUAACUUCCGUCCAAAUAUUCGGCUGAGAAAAUCUUACUAGAAAACUGGCGGAGGAAAAAGGAACAACUGUAAAUGAAAGAGGUUCAUUCACUACUCAACAAGUUCUAGAGGCAUUUGGUUAAGAAAAUAGUUAAACCAAUUAUGGCUGCCACUCCGGAAGCAUUCCGUGUGUUUCAUUUAGAUCCGUGUUUCAAGAAUUGUUUCAAGAAUGCAAGCUCUAUGCUUUCAUUCACAUGUGAUGUAAAAUUUGGAAAGCAAAGAAGUUUAGGGCACAUGCAAUUUGGUAAAGUUUCAAGAACACCCAGAAAUAGAGUGAGAGUUUAUGCCUCUCAAGGUGAUAGCAGUACUAGAAUGGGGAGAUUGGAUUUCAUGAGCUGCAAAUGCCAAAGGGCUGAUCAUGUUAGUGGUGUCUCUGCUGGUGAUGGAAUGUCAACAACAGUUCCUAUAAAUGGCACGACUAAUAUUCAUGAUAAGGGAGGCUUUGCCAAUGGUAAGAUGGUUGCAGCUGGAACAGUUACAGAUACAACGCACAAGGUUUCAAGGAAAUCAAUUGAAGAAGAAGCUUGGAAUCUGCUUCGGGAGUCCAUUGUUUACUAUUGUGGUAAUCCAAUUGGAACAAUUGCUGCAAAUGACACAAGUGAUACCAGCAUUCUAAACUAUGAUCAAGUCUUUAUUCGUGAUUUCAUACCUUCGGGAAUAGCUUUUCUUUUGAAGGGAGAGUAUGACAUUGUGCGCGACUUCAUCCUUUACACCCUGCAGUUGCAGAGUUGGGAGAAAACUAUGGAUUGUCAUAGUCCUGGUCAGGGAUUGAUGCCUGCCAGUUUCAAGGUGAGAACUGUCCCACUUGAAGGGGAUGAUUCAGCUACAGAAGAUGUAUUAGACCCUGACUUUGGCGAAGCAGCAAUUGGUCGUGUUGCUCCAGUUGAUUCUGGAUUAUGGUGGAUUAUAUUGUUGCGAGCCUAUGGAAAAUGCUCUGGAGAUCUCUCAGUGCAAGAGAGAGUUGAUGUACAAACUGGGAUUAAAAUGAUUUUGAAGCUCUGUCUUGCUGAUGGUUUUGAUAUGUUCCCAACCUUAUUGGUGACUGAUGGUUCUUGCAUGAUAGAUCGCCGCAUGGGAAUUCAUGGCCAUCCUUUGGAGAUUCAGGCACUAUUUUAUUCUGCAUUACUCUGUGCACGAGAGAUGCUUGCUCCUGAGGAUGGGUCAGCAGACCUUAUUAGAGCCCUUAAUAAUCGUCUAGUUGCAUUAUCUUUCCACAUCAGGGAAUAUUACUGGAUUGACAUGAAAAGGCUUAAUGAAAUAUACCGUUAUAAAACAGAGGAAUACUCAUAUGAUGCGGUUAAUAAGUUCAAUAUCUAUCCAGAUCAGAUCCCUUCUUGGUUGAUUGAUUUUAUGCCUGGUAGAGGAGGAUAUCUGAUAGGGAAUCUGCAGCCAGCUCACAUGGAUUUCCGUUUCUUUUCACUUGGAAACUUAUGGGCAAUUGUAAGCAGUCUUGCAACAAUUGAUCAAUCACAUGCCAUAUUGGAUCUUAUAGAUGCAACAUGGGAAGAGUUAGUGGCAGAUAUGCCAUUGAAAAUAUGUUAUCCUGCUCUUGAAGGCCAGGAAUGGCGAAUCAUCACAGGCAGUGAUCCCAAGAACACUCCUUGGUCUUACCACAAUGGAGGUUCUUGGCCAACAUUGCUUUGGCAGCUCACAGUGGCAUGCAUAAAGAUGAAUCGGCCGGAGAUUGCUGAAAAAGCUAUCAAGCUUGCAGAGAGACGCAUAUCUAGAGACAAGUGGCCAGAAUAUUAUGACACUAAAGGAGCAAGAUUUAUUGGAAAACAAGCAAGGUUGUUUCAGACCUGGUCCAUUGCCGGAUACCUUGUGGCAAAACUCCUACUUGCCAAGCCUAGCGCAGCAAAUAUUCUUACAAAUGAAGAGGAUUCAGAGCUUAAGAAUGCCUUUUCUUGUAUGAUCAGUGCCAACCCAAGAAGGAAACGUGGUCGCAAAGGAUUUAACCAGCCUUUCAUCAUAUGAGCUUAUGUUAAUAAAUGAUGCUGUAGAAGUUUUAUUUCCUGCAAUGUUUUCUACAUGUUUUAUACAGUAUAUUCCAUGAUACAAGUUCAUGUUAGUUUGUAACGUUGAUAUGUUUUCUGCAAUGGUAUUUGCAGUAAAAUCUUAGCAUCAAAGUUAUAAAAAAAAAAGUCAUCU
Molecule: messenger RNA, 2293 nt
Organism: Rubroshorea leprosula
Lineage: Eukaryota; Viridiplantae; Streptophyta; Magnoliopsida; Malvales; Dipterocarpaceae
Source: the annotation of a GenBank genome assembly